Molecule: messenger RNA, 279 nt
Organism: Protopolystoma xenopodis
Lineage: Eukaryota; Metazoa; Platyhelminthes; Monogenea; Polystomatidea; Polystomatidae
Source: the annotation of a GenBank genome assembly
AUGCAACACCGUAGCCGGGCCGAUGUUGCGGGCCGCAAAUUGCUGUCGGCAUGGCAACAUGUAGUUUUUACGGGACAAGCAAACGACACUGCCCUUUGCGGAGUCUGUCAGUCAGGCGGAGAGUCAUGUAUGGGCCAAUUUAAUCAUCUUUCGCCUGAAACCAGCCCCCGAGGGCAGGUCAGCGAAAGAGCAGAAGAAGUGGGACGAGCUGAAGGUGUUGAGAAGAGGCUGAGAGACGGAUCGUCGGUCAGGCUUCAUUACAACCCACUCACUCGUUGA